This is a messenger RNA of Diuraphis noxia (Russian wheat aphid), 1368 nucleotides long. RefSeq names its product anosmin-1 Kallmann syndrome 1 (gene Kal1). Gene Ontology annotation, cellular component: cell surface; extracellular region. Lineage: Eukaryota; Metazoa; Arthropoda; Insecta; Hemiptera; Aphididae. The record is from RefSeq and is a predicted model, not a curated record. Gene Ontology annotation, biological process: neuron differentiation. Gene Ontology annotation, molecular function: peptidase inhibitor activity; protein binding.
AUGUCCAGGUGCUUGCUUAAUAACGUUCUAUUUUUACGGUCCGCUGCAGGUCUACCGGACGUACCGAAUGUCGUAGCUGUGUCGGACUACGGUAAAGCUCUGGCGGUGGAGUGGUCAGCGCCGUCGCUUGGCACAUCUGCAGGUCACGUCACUUACGUGGUCCAGGAACGGCACCACGUGGGCGCAGCGUACGUACCGGAGCGCAUGACCACGUGGGCUAUGGUGACCAGGACCGACAGGACACGAGAACAGUUCAGACARCUUCACAUGCCCGGAAGGUGGUUCCAGUUCCGCGUCGCCGCCAUCAACGAGAACGGAACCAGCGGAUAUUCGCCUCCGUCCGAGCAGUUUUUCGUUGAGAUCGGACCGCUUUGUGAUUUUCUAGACGAAGGCGUUUACAACACGUUCGUGCUGGACUGUAAGGACACGUGGGCAGUGCUUUUACACUGCGCUGAGAAACCGUCGAGCCCGCGAUAUCUKUCUAGCAUCCUGUUGUCCAGGAACAGGACAGUGCCGGUAAAUGUACGCAGUUACGUACACGACAAACUUCCCAAGUACGGCGUCCAACUGGAGUACACGUUCCCGAUGGUGCAGGACGACUGCAGUCCCGCAGUCAUCCCGCUAUACUACGGUACGAAAACGGUGGCAGCCGGAGACAAGAAGACCGGGGCCGGAAGUAACAAUUUCAAGCACCCCAUGUUGCACAACGACCGUGGCAAUAAACAGCAAACCGAAAUCGAUACCGAUUUCAAUUAUAAUUGAUAACGUGUUGUUAUCAUCAAUAUCGAUUUACUUUAACAUAUUUUGGUUAAAUUAAAAUACAAGUGUGUAUUAUGCUCAGACGAGUGAUCGAUAUUAUAUUAUCAUUUAUACAUUAACAUAUUAUUAACUAUUUAUACUUAAAAACAUGCCUUUUCUUUCUCUUUUUUACAGUUAACCGUCGCGCGUCGUCGGCAUUAUAACAAAUAUAAUUUACCGCGGUCGAAAACUUAUACUUUUCAAACUCCUCGUUUCUCCGCGACGAGAAUAUUUUUACGGUCUCAGUAAUCCACUGCUGUAUAAUAUAGUUGCAUAUUUUAUUAAUAAAAUGAGUCAGGUAUAUAGGUUAGGYUAACCUCAACGUGCAAUUAUGCAUUCUUUCAAAUGCAAACACAUUAUUAUUACUUUUAGUUUUCACUAGCCAGCCUAAAAAUUURAAUUAUUUAUGACGCGUGUGUCUUUUUAUUGUAAUGAAAAUAAUUAGACCGUUUAAAACAUUAUACAAGCCAUUUGAAUAUAAUGUAAUAGUAUAUGCGCAUWGUUGGCUGGCAUUUAACAACUAUGAUCUUGUCACACCAAUACAAAUAAUAUGUUUGAUUAUGAAUACUA